UCGACACCUGACCUGUCAUUCUUUUUGCGCCUUAGACGCGAGUUUUGACGUCUGGGGAGUCGGCAGGGAGCCCUGGACCCUUGUGGCCCAGGCCGGAUCCCCAGCCUGAGGACGUAGAGGAACAAUGAUGCCCUGGGCCGUCCUGCUCCUCCUGGCGGGCUCCUUGGCCGUCCCAGCGCCAUCCAUAUUCCUGGUGCCCCCCUACCCAAGCAGCCAGGAGGACCCCAUCCACAUCACAUGCACGGCACCAAUGGCUUUCCUGGGGGCAAACUUCACGCUGUACCGAGGGGGUCACGUGGUGCAGCUGCUGCAGGCCCCUGCGGACCGAGCGGGGGUCACAUUCAAUGUGAGCGGCAGUGUGGGCGGCGAGGCCCCCAGCGGGCAGUUCCGCUGCCAGUACGGCGUGGUGGGCGAGCACAGCCAGCAGCAGCUGUCGGACCUCAGCCAGCCGGUGCAGGUCUCCAUCCCAGCUCCCACUUGGAUCCUGGCGCUCUCCCUUAGCCUGGCCGGAGUCUUCCUCCUCCUCGCUGUGCUGGUGGUCUUUGCUGUGGUGGCCAGGAAAGUUAAAGUAAAAAAUUUACAGAAGAAACGAGAGCGGGAGUCAUGCUGGGCGCAGGUUAACUACGCCAACACAGACCUGUCCUUCGACAACUCCCUGUUUGCAGUCUCGGCGGCGAAGAGGACCCCUUCUGAGGAAGACCCAGUGGCGAACCUGGACGCCUGCCCCGGCAGUGCUGGGCCCCGGAAGAGGCCGACCUCCACGUCCUCCUCUCCAGAGCCCCCCGAGUUCAGCACCUUCCGGGCCUGCCAGUGAGGCUGAGGACUGGGGAGCCUUCUGAUCAGCUGUCUCUCCCAAGCUGCCUGGAGGCUUUGGGGGGCUGAGGUCCUUCCUAUACGGGGUGGGGCCAGCUGCUGCUUUCUCAGGGAACAGAACGCAGGGGAUGAAGGGGACCAGGGGACCGUCCUCCCAGAAACACGGGGGAGAGGGUGAAGGCGUCAGCCUGGAGGUCAGACAGAAAGCAAGAAGCCCCUCUGUGAACCUCAGCUUCUCAAGACCACCAAAGAGGGACCACGGAUUUAGCUCAGUGGUUUUGCUGCCAAGCGCAAGGUCCCGAGUUCAAGCCCCAGUAAUGAG
Messenger RNA from Fukomys damarensis (Damara mole-rat), 1135 nucleotides. RefSeq names its product chromosome unknown C19orf38 homolog (gene CUNH19orf38). The transcript has 8 exons. Bases 125 to 814 code for a protein of 229 amino acids. Lineage: Eukaryota; Metazoa; Chordata; Mammalia; Rodentia; Bathyergidae. The record is from RefSeq and is a predicted model, not a curated record.